Gossypium arboreum is the source of this 1242-nucleotide messenger RNA. RefSeq names its product NAC domain-containing protein 2-like. Gene Ontology annotation, molecular function: DNA binding. Bases 147 to 1007 code for a protein of 286 amino acids. The record is from RefSeq and is a predicted model, not a curated record. Gene Ontology annotation, biological process: regulation of DNA-templated transcription. Lineage: Eukaryota; Viridiplantae; Streptophyta; Magnoliopsida; Malvales; Malvaceae. The transcript has 3 exons.
GCACAAUAAUACGACAAGAAUACUGCAACCAUAAAAGGCGUAGCCCUCUCCUUGCAAACAUUUCAAACACCCUUCUUUUCCUAUGCCCCUCUUCACCCUUAAACCAUCUUUCUUUUCAAAUCCCCUUUUUCUUCUUUUUGAAUAGAAUGGAAACAAAAACCAGCUCUGACCUUCCUCCAGGUUUCAGAUUCCACCCUACAGAUGAAGAAUUGAUCACCUUCUACCUUAAAAACCAGGCCAAAUCAAAGCCAUGCCCUGUUUCAAUUAUCCCAGAGGUUGAUAUCUACAAAUUUGAUCCAUGGCAAUUGCCUGAUAAAGCAGAGUUUGGUGAAAAGGAAUGGUACUUCUUUAGCCCUCGAGAUAGGAAGUACCCGAAUGGGGUUCGACCGAAUAGGGCGACGGUGUCAGGGUAUUGGAAGGCUACGGGCACGGACAAAGCCAUUUAUAGUGGUUCCAAAUAUGUUGGAGUGAAGAAAGCUCUUGUGUUCUACAAGGGCAAGCCACCAAAGGGACUCAAGACUGACUGGAUUAUGCAUGAAUAUCGGUUAAAUGAUUCACGUAAACAAAUCACCAAGCAAAAUGGAUCCAUGAGACUGGAUGAUUGGGUCCUCUGCAGAAUCUACAAGAAGAAGAACCCAGGGGGAAGAGGUUUGGAUCAACAAGUGGAAGAAUCAAAUGCCCCAAUUCACAUGACACAGUGUUCCAAUGAUGCUAGUGAAACCCAACAAAUGUUGAAAUUCCCAAGGACAAAUAGUUCGGUUCCUCAACUACUGGAAUUGGAUUACAUGGGUCCAAUUUCCCAACUUUUGGGUGAAAAUACAUACAAUUCCAGCUUUGACUAUUUCCCUAACACCAUAGACAGUAAUACCACAGGUGACCAUGUUGAGAAACUUCAGCUACAAGAAAUACCUUACCAAUACACUGAUUCAGGGAAGCUUCAAGUGAAUGAGAGUGGGUUCUUAAACCAGCAAGUAUAUAUGAAUCCCAUGCUGUAUCAAUUUCAGUAAUAGAUCUCCACUGAACUGUUUUCACCUUGACAAAAUUUUGGAUUGGUCUAUUCACAAGAAAAAAGAAAUGUGUGUGUAAAAACUGUUAGCUGAUAGAUUAGAUAUUUUUAAAUGAUUAAUUUUGUAAUAUGAUUUGCUUGAAAUUUGCAAAAAGACAAAAACGAUGAUGAUCAAAUUGAAAGCCAAUUCUAUUUUUAUUAAAUGGAUAUUGAUUGAUUAUGAUCAAAACCAUAAA